This is a messenger RNA of Rattus rattus (black rat), 1332 nucleotides long. RefSeq names its product olfactory receptor 52B2. The transcript has a single exon. The record is from RefSeq and is a predicted model, not a curated record. Gene Ontology annotation, molecular function: G protein-coupled receptor activity; olfactory receptor activity. NCBI's taxonomy places the organism in Eukaryota, Metazoa, Chordata, Mammalia, Rodentia, Muridae. Gene Ontology annotation, cellular component: membrane. Bases 319 to 1332 code for a protein of 337 amino acids. Gene Ontology annotation, biological process: G protein-coupled receptor signaling pathway.
AAGAUUUGGGCAAACAAGAAGAAGGGGAGAGAAAUUUAGGUAAAUACAGAACAAAAUGUCGUGGAUGGAACAAGCACAAGCUAGGUAGCGGGCAAUCUGUGCUUCUGUGGAAAUGGUAGAAUCAACAUUAAAAGGCGGGGGUAGGACAGAACACCGGGGGCAGGAUGAACAGAGGCAGGUAUAACUUCUGUUGGUUCUUAAAGCACAUUGCCACAGAAACUGUACAACGGAAACUCUCAGGUCCAGAAGCUAUUCCAACACCCUAGCCACUAUCCUCUAGGUGAACUUGGGAGCUCAGCAGGUCACAAGUUCACAUCUAUGUUUGUGUCACUGCAUUAUGCCCAAGUUCCUUUCUGUUCCUUUAGCACUAUAGUGAGCAUCAUGAUUCACAGCAAUAUCAGCAUCAUCCACCCUGCAGUUUUUGUGCUACUUGGCAUCCCUGGGUUGGAGGCUUAUCACAUCUGGCUGUCUAUACCCCUGUGCCUUAUGUAUGUCACUGCAGUCCUCGGAAACAGCAUCUUGAUAAUGGUCAUCAUCACAGAACGGAGCCUUCAUGAACCCAUGUACUUUUUCCUCUCCAUGUUGGCCAUCACAGACAUCUUACUGUCCACCACUACUGUACCCAAGGCCCUCGCUAUCUUUUGGCUCCAUGCCCACAACAUUGCCUUUGAUGCCUGUGUCACCCAAGUCUUCUUUGUGCAUACAAUGUUUGUGGGGGAGUCAGCCAUCUUGUUAGCCAUGGCCUUUGACCGCUUUGUAGCCAUCUGUGCCCCGCUGAGAUAUGCAACAGUGCUAACAUGGCCCACAGUUGGGAGGAUGGCUCUAGCCAUUGUCAUCAGAAGCGUCUGUAUUAUCUUUCCUGUGAUUUUCUUGCUCAAGCGGCUGCCGUUCUGCAGAACCAACAUUGUCCCCCAUUCCUACUGUGAGCACAUUGGGGUGGCCCGCUUAGCUUGUGCCGACAUCACUGUUAACAUUUGGUACGGCUUCUCAGUGCCUAUCGUCAUGGUCAUCGUGGAUGUGAUCCUCAUUGCUGUGUCAUACUCGCUCAUCCUCCGAGCGGUGUUUCGUUUGCCCUCCCAGGAUGCUCGGCACAAAGCUCUCAGCACCUGUGGCUCGCAUCUCUGCGUCAUCCUCAUGUUUUACGUUCCGUCCUUCUUUACUUUACUGACCCACCGCUUUGGGAGAAACAUUCCCCGCCAUGUGCAUAUCCUGCUGGCCAAUCUUUAUGUGGUGGUGCCUCCAAUGCUGAACCCCAUUGUCUACGGAGUGAAGACUAAGCAGAUCCGGGAGGGUGUGGUCCACUGGUUCUUGGACAUUAAGACUUUGGGAUGA